UAUAUCGCUUUUGAAAUUAAAUUUUAUUAUGAAUUGGACAUUCUUGUUUGUUAUUAUAAUAUACCAAUUUUCCUUUUAAAACCUCCACUUCCAAAAGCGAAAUUUUUAAAUCGUGACCUAAUUUAUGAGAAUAUAAAUAGAAUAUCAUUUCUGGAAAUCCAAUUUUUGUAGCAAAAAAUCCAUGUAAAAAUUUUACAAGCCAAUAGGAAAUGAUUUUAACAAUAAUUGCAAUGCUCACAUUCUACUUUCCAAUAUUCAUGUUGCAAGGUAUGUGUCCACGGGUAUGCGUUUGCGAUGGUCAUAUAAAUAAUCAAAAUAAUCCCGUGAACAAUAAUUAUACCAAGGCAAUUUGCCAAGUAUCGACUGCGCAUGAGCCAAUUUAUACCCUCUUUGAUGAAUAUUUAUCUGAAGAAUUGACUCAUUUAAGAUUAGUUGCAAGUGAAAUGGAUAUCAUAGCAAAAAAAAGAAUUAUUUUUAAUGAUUCCUGUAGUAACGAUUACUCUACAAAUCAGUCUAAUCAUAACGUUACCUCCCCUGAACCGAUACCCAUAUACGAUAUACUUCCAAGAUUAAGAGCAUUAAAUCAAUUGAAUCUUGUAAAUAAUAACAUCAAAUCGAUGAAGAAUUGGAAAGAUAUAUGGAAAAUAAUUCCGCAUUUAAAAACUUUAAACAUCUCAUUCAAUAAAAUUGUAGCGCUAUAUCCCGAAUCCUUUACAAACUCCCUGCUCCUGGAAACGUUAGACGUAUCUUAUAAUGGUUUAAAAGAAAUCAAUCCCAAUUUAUGGGUAUUGCCUUUUCUCAUAACAUUAAAUGUCAGUAACAACAAUAUAUUUUACCUCAACAGGGACAGUUUUGUGAAUAUUCCUAACCUUCGAACCAUCGUUAUUAGUCAUAACAAAAUUACUAGGAUCGAUUACCCUAUGUUCGACAAAGUCUUAAAUUUACCUAUAAAAUAUAUAUCCAAUAACUUUUUACAGAACUCUCAACUUCUGGUGAAAAGGGACAUGAUAGUUUUAAUAAAGGAAAAUGAUUCUAUAGCAAACUGUUUGCCCAACAUAUCUUUUCUAUCAAAUAAUUUCGGGAUCGUGACCCCAACUUUGAAUGUUUUCAAAUUUAAUUAUAACCAAUCUUUACAUUUACAAAAUCGAACGAUUUCUAUGGCAAAUUACACCUAUAAUUUAUCCCUUUUCAAAGAUAAUUCUCCUAAUUUUAAAGGAAAAUAUGUAUAUGAAUCCAUCGAAGAACCCAUAAUACCCUAUAUACCGGUCCUAUCAAAUAAUUUUAAACAUGUAUUCAAAAAAUGUAAGUCAAAAAUUUUUCACGAAUAUCUCAGGCCACAAUUAACAGUCAAUUUGGGGGACAAAUUAGCUAUACCAUGUAAAGCUAAUGGUCAUCCUAAGUUAAUAGUUCAUUGGAUCUUUUCUAAUUCAACUGUUGUUCCCAUUUUAGAUAAUCAUGCUAAAUAUGAACACCCAAAUAAUAUAAAAAACUAUCUAUUCUAUUUUUUGUCAAAUAAUAUGGAAUAUUCGAAAUUUUCAAUAGACGGCACCUUAUUCCUCAAGGUUACGAACGUGAAUGACACCGGUUUAUAUAAAUGUGAAGCUAAAAAUUCUAAAAGCAAAAACACUUACUCAAUCAAUGUCAAAUUAGACAGACAACAUUUGAAACUGAUUCCGCUUCAAGUCGCAUCAAAUUUUAUUAAAAUAUCAUUCGGUACUAGAGAGUUAUCAAAUGUCAAUCAUAGUAAGAGUUCUGAGAAUGAGGAGAAAUCAAUCAGGGUUUUCCACCCCGAUAAAAACUUUUUUGUUAAUUAUUAUGAUAAUUAUAUCAGUUCAUUAAAAAUUUAUGAAAAAAAUCUAAUAAAAUUUGACAAAGAAUACCAAAGUGACGAUCUACCAUAUUUUUGGGACAAUUUAGUCAUAAUUUAUCGCCCGGUUGAAUAUAAUUCGAGAGUAUUUGCUAAAACAGAAAGAUUUAUUGAAAACCGUUUUUAUAAAAAAAAAUUUCAUAAGUUUUCAAAGGAUCUCACUGUCGAUAUGCUAAAGCCUGAUGUUUUGUAUAUGAUGUGUCUGGCGUACGAUGUUGCAAAUAAAAAAAUACUCAAAAGAUUUGCUCCCAAUUACCUAGGAGCUUCGGAAAAUUUUAUUUACCAUGAAAUUAAGCAGGAUAGUUCCAUCAUCGAUAACAGAAGCACAAUCAUUGAUUGUAUUAAUUUAAGAACUCAAUCUUAUAUGUCGAAAUUUACAACGGAUACUGUAGGAAUCAAUAAACGAUAUACCCUUAUCAUAUGUAUAUCAUUUUGUAUCACAUUUUUUCUAACAUCUUUCAUUUACAUAUGUUUUAAGAAGAUGUACAAAAAUUUUAGGCUUAAAAGGCUGGCUUUAAAAUCGGAAAAGUUAUCACAACAACUUUUUUUAGACAAUAUGGAUUUCGAUGAUAAGGUUAACGAGAAAAUAAGCGAAGAAAUUAGAUUGACCUUCGAAAAUCCUGCUAUAUCGUCCGGAUUUAUGAGUGUUAAUCAAAAUAAAGUCAUUGAUUCUAAUAUGAAUGAGAAAAUCAAUUAG
Messenger RNA from Gordionus sp. m RMFG-2023, 2564 nucleotides. RefSeq lists its product as uncharacterized. The transcript has 3 exons. Bases 210 to 2564 code for a protein of 784 amino acids. Gene Ontology annotation, molecular function: protein binding. The record is from RefSeq and is a predicted model, not a curated record. Lineage: Eukaryota; Metazoa; Nematomorpha; Gordioida; Chordodea; Parachordodidae.